AAAGCCAAGUAGGCGACCGAGCAACAAGUGAGUCAGAUCCGAGUAGGGACGCGGGGAGUCCGGGAAGCCUGGGACCCACUCAGUACUAGCCGAGACAUGUUCCGAGAUUUCGGGGAAGCUGGGCCCAGCUCCGGGGGCGGUCCGUACGGCGCCCCUCAGCAGCCGUCUACCACUGCGGGACAGCAGAAGUUCCACUUCGUGCCCACCCUGAACACGGUCAGCGGCAGCCACGAGUUUCAGUGGAUGACCCAGCCCCGAUACCUGGGACCCGGGGCCCAUUACUCCAGGGCCCUCCCCUACCAGCCCUAUGGCCUCCAGGGCCGCCCUGGAGUCAUCCGGGCUGUGGGGCCCCCGCCUGGGGUCCGGAGAAGGCACAACGACCAGAUAAGUCCUGAGGAGGAAGAGAGGAGGAGGGUCAGGCGGGAGAGAAACAAGUUGGCAGCUGCCAAGUGCCGGAACAGGAGGAAGGAGCUGACCGACUUCCUGCAAGCGGAGACGGAUAAACUGGAAGGAGAAAAAUCGGAGCUACAGAAAGAGAUUGAGGACCUGCAGAAGCAGAAGGAGAGGCUGGAGCUGGUUCUGGAGGCUCACCGCCCCGUGUGCAAGAUCCCCAGCGAGUCAGAGGGAGAGGCGGAGGCAGCAGAGGGAGCCUCGAGCAGCGGGCCCGCUCCCCCCCGCCGCCGCCGGCCCCAGAUCUCCCUCUCCCCUGGUCCCGUGCUGGAGCCCGAGGCCCUGCACACCCCCACCCUCAUGACCACCCCCUCCCUGACCCCCUUUACUCCCAGCCUGGUCUUCACCUACCCAGGGACCCCAGAGCCCUGCGCCUCCGCUCACCGUCGCAGCAGCAGCAGCAGCGGGGACCCCGGCUCCGAUCCCCUGGGCUCUCCCACGCUCUUGGCCCUCUGAGAGGUCACCACCUCCCCUCCCGUUCCCUUCUUGUUUGGCCCCGUCUCCAAUCUGGGCAUCCCUCGUCUUAGCAUGUUCCGAGCACCUUGGGGACCACAAAGCCCCCGCGGGGGCUCAGACUGAGACUGAUGCUAUUCAAGGCAAGGAACAUUUAAAUGCCUACUGUGCGCCAGAGCUCCGGCUGUAGGCAGGAGCACUUGGGGCCGUGGGCAGGAGCACUUGGGGCUGCUGCUCUCCCCUGACGCACAGCUGAGACUUUCAGGGCUGAGCCGGCCUCUGGGGCUUAUUGUUAAUCUUCCUACAAGGCCCUAACCCCUUCUGAGCUCUCACUGCCUCCUGACCCUGGGCUCCUUCCCCUGCAGCUCCAGGAGUCCCUAGAACACUAAACAGCCAAUCCCUUCCCAGCAGCCCCUGUGAUGGAGCACAUAGACCUCCCCUGCCCCCUUGCUCUGGGGCCCUUCUCCCCCUGGGCAGGGCCCACCUCUGGCAGGAGCCUCCUUGAUGGGCUGGAGUGGCCCCCGGCCCUCAGAGCUCAGAGAGGCUCCCCCCAAACUCCCCCACGAACUUGCUCCUUUUCCUGAGAGGCUGCUAUUUAUUUUCCUAAAGAGACUAUUUUUGUACAAAUGGCCAAAUGGAAUAAAACGACUGAAGUUGGGGUGGCGUCUCCCUGGAACCUGGGGAUCUGAGCGCGGAGAACCCACUAGGGAGCGUCUGAGAACCCCAAUGUCCUUGCACCACGGAACACGGGAUGGGACAGCGGGGAGGGAGCGGAACGUUAGACCGGGGAGUGACCUUGGAACAAGAACACCCGAUGUCGGGGCUGGAAGGAAGUGUCCCUGUUAUCUAACCUAGCCUCGGUUCACAGAUGGGGAGACUGAGACCUAGAAAAGUGCCCGGACUCAGUCUCAGAUGAGUGGCCGGCUUGUGGCUAGGCCGGAAGAGGACUCACUCUCUUAGUAAGUCCAUGAGCACUUGCGAAGAUGCCAGGAAGCUUGGGAAGUGGGUGGGGGGCGCCUUUCCCACCGGCCGCUCUCUACCUUGGCCAGGAAGGGGGACAGUGCCGAACACCCGCUAUCUCCCUGAAAUCAAAGCAUCUCGCCCCUCCACCGGCCCUGAAGUCCCCGGGGGAGGGGGGGUCACCUCGGGUUCCUCUUUAUCUGGCCCUUAAACCCCACCACCUGCUUCCUGCCCCAUUGUCUUGGCCAGAAACAUCCUGGUCUGGGCAGGAAGGAGCCUGGAGAGGGUGGGGGCUCCUCCUCAGGCCUUGGAUCCUGGCCUAGUGUGCUCAUGGAAUUCUCCAGCCCCCUCUGAGCCCCGGACCUU
Molecule: messenger RNA, 2229 nt
Organism: Antechinus flavipes (yellow-footed antechinus)
Lineage: Eukaryota; Metazoa; Chordata; Mammalia; Dasyuromorphia; Dasyuridae
Gene: FOSL1
Product: FOS like 1, AP-1 transcription factor subunit
Exons: 4
Coding region: 97-906 (269 amino acids)
Biological process (GO): regulation of transcription by RNA polymerase II
Cellular component (GO): nucleus
Molecular function (GO): RNA polymerase II cis-regulatory region sequence-specific DNA binding; DNA-binding transcription factor activity, RNA polymerase II-specific
Source: RefSeq, a predicted model, not a curated record